Molecule: messenger RNA, 1632 nt
Organism: Doryrhamphus excisus (bluestripe pipefish)
Lineage: Eukaryota; Metazoa; Chordata; Actinopteri; Syngnathiformes; Syngnathidae
Product: lys-63-specific deubiquitinase BRCC36
Biological process (GO): protein K63-linked deubiquitination; DNA repair
Cellular component (GO): BRISC complex; BRCA1-A complex
Molecular function (GO): metallopeptidase activity; protein binding; cysteine-type deubiquitinase activity
Source: RefSeq, a predicted model, not a curated record
UGUUUCUUCUGGUGGUUUUGCCUUACUUAGAUGUGAAUUUUUUUACAAGACAUACAUGCAACAAUAUAAGACACUGUAACAAUAUCAACAAAAAUAAUAGUAAAUAAAAGUACAAUGCUAAUUAAACAUGAAACCAAAGAAUUAUAAUCGCACGGAAAGUGGAACCCUUAUAACACAUUGCGUCAACGCAACUCGGACUGUUUUUACUGAAACACAACAAAACACGGAAGUAGGUUGUCGCUGGUUUGUGUCUUCUGGUUGUUUUGCCUUAAUUUUCAUGUAAAAGUUGAUUUAAGAAAAACAAUGGCUGUGAGUGCGGUUCACCUGGAGUCUGACGCCUUUCUGGUGUGCAUGAACCACGCAUUGAGCACCGAGAAAGAAGAAGUGAUGGGUUUAUGCAUCGGAGAGGUAGAAUCGACCAGGAUCGUCCACAUCCACUCUGUCAUUAUCCUCCGCCGCUCAGACAAGAGAAAAGACCGAGUGGAGAUCUCCCCGGAGCAGCUCUCCGCCGCCUCCACAGAGGCUGAGCGUCUGGCGGACAUGACAAGCAGACCGAUGCGGGUGGUGGGCUGGUACCACUCCCAUCCGCACAUAACAGUAUGGCCCUCGCAUGUCGACGUCCGCACGCAGGCUAUGUACCAAAUGUUGGACCAGGGCUUCGUAGGUCUCAUCUUCUCCUGCUUCAUUGAGGACAAGAACACCAAAACGGGUCGAGUGCUGUACACCUGUUUCCAGUCGGUUCAAGCCCAGAAGGGCUCCGAGUACGAGCGUGUGGAAAUUCCUAUCCACGUCGUCCCGCGGGAGGCCAUCGGUAAAGUAUGCCUGGAGUCAGCGGUGGAGCUGCCGCGUAUCCUCUGUCAAGAAGAACAGGAUACAUAUCGUAAGAUCCACAGUCUGGCUCACUUGGACCCGGUGACGAAGAUCCACAAUGGGUCGGUGUUUACAAAGAAUCUAUGCAGCCAGAUGUCAGCGGUGAGCGGACCACUGCUCCAGUGGUUGGAGGACCGCCUGGAGCAGAACAAACAGACCAUCGUGGAGCUCCAGCGGGAGAAGGAGAGACUGACGCAGGAGUUGAGCGCUCCAUGAGUUGGAAAAACAACCUUAGUGCAUCUUCCGGUUUUGUAGGCAAUAUUGUUUUCACAGCAUUAUUCAGGAACAAAAUGGAAGUAUAUGUGGUUAUUCAGUUGUAUAUUUCUUUGUUAUAUGUUUAUCAUAUCUGCACCUCCACCUCUUGGGUUUUUUGAGGUUCUGCCUUACAUUUUUUUUCUUCUUUUUUUUCUCUUCUCUUUUAUUUUUAUUUAAUCAAAUGACAUGUCAUUUAACUUAAGUUAAAUUAGAUUUUGUUUUACAUUUGUAUUGAUUUAUUUCAUUAAUGGAUUAUAUAAUUAAUUAAAUUAAAACAGUUAAUUAUAAGAUUAAUUUACAUAUAAAAAUAUUACAAUGUUUGUAUUUCAUAAUUUAAAAAAAUCAUAAAUUUAAACGAUUUCAUGUUUAUUUAAUGGUGUCAAUAUUAUUGUUUUUAUUUUAUUUUUUUUGUUAAUUUUUUUGCCUUACAUUUCUUCAGUUUCUCCUGAUUAUCCCAGUGGUGUCUGUGGUGCUUAUGCCACAUUAUAACAAUAAAAAAUAUAACAA